Molecule: messenger RNA, 4688 nt
Organism: Anguilla anguilla (European eel)
Lineage: Eukaryota; Metazoa; Chordata; Actinopteri; Anguilliformes; Anguillidae
Product: tubby protein homolog
Exons: 12
Coding region: 392-1936 (514 amino acids)
Biological process (GO): protein localization to cilium
Cellular component (GO): cilium
Source: RefSeq, a predicted model, not a curated record
UGAGAAGCUGAUUUCCCAAGCCUAUUAUUAAAAAAAUUUAACUUUGGAAACAUAAAUAAAUAAACAAGACUGUGGGUCCGUUUCUGCCUCCUGCGCGCGCGACAUGCAUACAUCACUUCGCUGACAGCGAGCAACUUGAAGCGGUUCAUUUCCCUUCUCUCCCAGAAUGGUACAUCCCUCCGUUAGACCCCAUCUCAUCUUGAGCGUCUUGCGGCGGGAGAUGGAUAAUUCAUUCGGUGCUGGUGCUGUAGCUACUUCUACAGAAGCAAUUUGCCAGCGUACGUAGAUAAGAGGCUGAUCGGGUCAGCCCAGCGCUCACUGCGUCUUGGCCAAAGAUUUAUUCCAUUCGCGACGCACGCACCCGCGCUUCGCCACGGGCGCAAGGACGGUCAUGGAUGGAGUCGGGAGCAACAGGACCAUGUCCUAUAGCCGGUGGAGUUACGACAGUGUUCUGGAUGAUGAGGGCGGUGCCCUUCGGCAGCAGAAGCUGGACAGGCAGCGCGCCCUGUUGGAGCAGAAACAGAAGAAGAAGAGGCAGGAGCCGCUGAUGGUCCAGUCGAAUGUGGACGGUCGCUCACGCACCCGCAGGGCCAAGCAGUCUGAGGAGCAGGCACCCCUGGUGGAGUCCUACCUCAGCAGCAACUGCAGCACCGUGUACCAGGUGCAAGAGGCUGAACAGGAGGGGGUAAAGACGGAUCCUCAAGCUCCCUGUUCAGCCAAAAAGUCUGCAGCUUCCACCCCCCAAACGGGCAGCACCCCACGAACAGGCAGCACCCCGCAAACGGGCAGCGCCAGGAAGGAGAGAAAGGGGAAGCACAAAGGGACGGAAGGGCCGGCGGCCGCGGCGCAGGACGAGGUGGCGGAGCUGGGCGGGCAGAUCCAGAUCCUGCCCGGGGGUCAGCCCGCGGGGCAGGAGGGCGAGGGGGAGGCUGUGGGCAGCGUACUGCGCCAGGGCAAGCAGGAUCUGAGACUCACCAUGCUGAAGAAAGGCAUUUCCAGCAGUAUGAAUUUUGACGAAGAGGAGGAUGAUGAAGAUGAAGACAGUUCCACGUCCUCCCAGCUUAACAGCAACACUCGGCCCGGCUCAGCCACCAGCAAAAGAUCCAGCAAGGACGUGGCGUCGGCCUGCUCCCCUCCGGCCAGCGAGCCCGUCAUUGACGUGGACGACCUGGAGGAGUUCACCCUGAGGCCGGCGCCGCAGGGGGUGACCGUGAAGUGCAGGAUCACCCGCGACAAGAAGGGCAUGGACCGGGGCAUGUACCCCACCUACUACCUGCACCUGGAGAGAGAGGACGGCAAGAAGGUGUUCCUUUUGGCCGGCCGGAAACGAAAGAAGAGCAAAACUUCGAAUUACCUCAUCUCCAUCGACCCGACAGACCUGUCGCGCGGCGGCGAGAGCUUCAUCGGGAAGCUGAGAUCGAACCUCAUGGGCACCAAGUUUACGGUGUACGACAGCGGACUCAAUCCCGCCAAGACGCCCUCCAGCCUAGAGGCCACCAACCUGCGUCAGGAGUUAGCCGCCAUCUGCUACGAAACCAAUGUCCUGGGUUUCAAAGGACCGCGAAAAAUGAGCGUGAUCAUUCCGGGUAUGAACAUGGACCACGAGCGAGUCUCCAUCAGACCCCGCAAUGACCACGAGUCCCUGCUGGCGCGGUGGCAGAAUAAAAGCACGGAGAGCGUGAUCGAGCUGCACAACAAGACGCCCGUCUGGAACGACGACACGCAGUCCUACGUGCUCAACUUCCACGGCCGCGUCACCCAGGCCUCCGUCAAGAAUUUCCAGAUCAUCCACGACAACGACCCGGACUACAUAGUGAUGCAGUUUGGUCGCGUGGCUGAGGACGUCUUCACCAUGGACUACAACUACCCCAUGUGCGCCAUACAGGCCUUCACCAUAGCGCUGUCCAGCUUCGACAGCAAGCUGGCCUGCGAGUAACACCGGGAGCUGGACGUGGCCUGCGCUUCCUGUUUCCUGUCUACCCAGUGUCCGCGGCGUGGGCCUCGAUGGCCUGUCCCGCCUCUCUCCCCCCCCCCCCCUGGAGAGGGGGUCCUAGACCUGACUGGACAGGAGCUAGCCUCAUGAACUCGGCCGCUUCAGAGAGGAUGGUGGGCCAGGAGGGGGUGUGAGCAUUCCCCCCCCCCAACCCCCUGCCCUCCAGAGAGGACCCGCUAAAGCUGCAUCUCUCCAUCCGCUGUGGAGGUAAGCACAAAGGACACUGCCGCUGCGAUGGACCUUUUUUCUUUUUUUUUUUUUAUACAGAUCAUGUGACAAAUGGAAUUUACUCAAGUUAUUAAUGUUGUACUAUCCACAGUGAGUUAUUAAUAUCGCACUAUCCACAGUGAGUUAUUAAUACCGUAUUAUAUGCAGUGAAUUAAUACUGGACUAUCUGCAGUGAGUUAUUAAUACGGUACUAUCCACGAUGUUAUUAAUACGGUACUAUCCACAAUGUUAUUAAUGCGGUACUAUCCAUGCAUAGAGCUUAUUUUCAUGGUUUUGAAUAGAGCACUCAGUCAAGACUAAUACUGUGUUGCAAAGGCCUAUCCUGUAGGUUGUUCUGAAGCUUUCUCAUUCCUUUCUUCAUUUUGCUUAUUAAACUGGAUGGCGGUCACACCAAAACAUCAGUAAAUCAUGUUAAUUUCCCCGAACCGUUUUAUUUUUAUAUCAUAAUUACUCAUAUAUUCAUCUUUUUUGCAACAAACAAAAUAUGCCGCUAAUAUUGGCAGGAAUAUGGAUUGGCCAGCUCAGUGUGUGAUUGGUUCCCUUGACCUUUGGUCCCCAGCGGCCUAAUCAUGUCUCCUGUUUUGUGACUUCAACCCACAGUAGAAGUCCCCCGAUGACAUUUGCGUGUAAUAACGUGUAAAGCCACGCAUGGAAAUGCACACCACAUAUCUUUAUAUUUAUUUAUAAUUUUAUUUAUUUAUUUAUGUUUUCUCACAGUACUUGCUAAACAUUACUUACAUUCAUGUUUCACCUGAGCACUCUAGUUAACCUAAGCGUUAAUUCUAUAUUUUGGAACGUAAAGCACAUAACUAUAUUUGACGGACGGGGCUGUCCUGUAUUUUUAAAUUACAUGGAGUGGGCGGAGAUGGAGGAGUUGCAUUGUCCUAGAAUCCUGUCAGACAACACACACUACUGUCCACUGGAAGGUUACUGGUUGGAGCACUUUAACUGGAGUUUACUGGCCGUUGUAAAAUAUCUGUAAAUACUGUGCCUUUGGAGACAAAAAUCAUACAUACUAUGCUUGAAAUUCUGUGAAAGUCUCGGUCCAAAGGUGACUGAGUGGUCUUGGGUCAGAGCUUAUUCACAAAUCCCCAUGACUGCACUGGAAGCAAUCCUGCAGCUGAGAGGCAUAGUCGGUUUCCCUAGCAACAAUGUAUUAACAUGCAUUUCUAAUCAGGGCUUGGUGCAAGUGUGGUUCCCAAAAGCAAUGCACAGUUGACAUUCUAAAACAAACCCGAGGGGAUGUGCGUGAUUGGAUAUCCCACAAGUACGCCACAGAAGCGGUGCCUCAUGGGACGGAUUAAUGCAUCAUGUGCCCAGCCAUUUAAUUUCCCCGGCUGGUGUUUCCCCGGAGGGCUGUUCCAGGUACCUGUUCACUUGAUUUUGUUUACCCCUCCAUUUUGUUUGUCUUUGCGUGCAGGUUAAAUGAUUUUUAUGUUGCUCUGCGUACGCCGAAGCAAUUACAGCAUCUUUAUGUGCUACCUUACGUGCUUAUUGAGGAACUCGACCAGACCUAACAGAACCAUGUUUCCCCAACACCUAAUCACUGUAAAAUUUAAAAUAAUAUUAAUAAUUGUCUGCUUCAUCUUUCUUAAAAAUAAUAUACCCUCUUUCUAAGAUCAGCCAGGGCCUUCCACAUUCAAACAGCGAAGAUUAUAACAGGACUGAUUCACUGGCUUAGCUCUUCACAAUAAUAAAACCUAACAUUGGAGCAAGUACAGGAAGUGACAUCACAUGAGACAGGGCAGAUACAGUGGGAGCUCCCGGCUGUCCUCCUUGUUGCUGUCUCCGCCCCAGUUCCAGUCAGGUCACAUGAUUCCCCUGGUUCAGUAGUGGUGUGUGGGUGUGGCCAGACGACUCAACCACACCAGUGUUCGCAUGUCAUUUUUAAUUAACUUUUUAUCACUGAAACAUCACUAAUAAUUUCCACCACCUGUAUCCUAGCCUUUUAAGAUAACAAACAUUCUGAAUCUAGUUUUUCACCCAGUUUUGUAACCUUGACUAAUUCCCUUAAUAUAUUUUUAUGCUGCAAUUCAAAAUCUUUUGGCAAAAGAUAUUCAAAAGGUUGUUUACUUUCAAGCUCAUUCAUGUUUUCAAGCAUGACAAAUAGCCUACAAAGGUUAUAAACAAAGAACAAUCUGCAAAGAAAUUCAUAGCUGCUGAAAAUUAAGAUUACUAAUUAUUAUCUUUUCUAUAACUCUAAUUGAAUGAAUGCUGAUUUUUUCACAAAUGUGUCUUGUUUAGUAAAGUCUUGUAAUGACCUGUGGAAUCCUUGUUGAAUAUUUUAGCAUUCAAACUGGUUUUUCAUGAUUCUUGGUUUUCAGGAACAAAAAGACAAGCAGUCUCAUUCUGUACCUGUAACAGAGCUGUCAUACUGUAAUGGUGUAAAGUGUGUGUGUCGUUCUAUACUCAGUGUUAGUUUACACACAGUUACUACAAAUAUGACAAAUAAACUUAUUCCAGUGAA